Notothenia coriiceps (black rockcod) is the source of this 889-nucleotide messenger RNA. RefSeq names its product ADP-ribosyl cyclase/cyclic ADP-ribose hydrolase 1-like. The transcript has 7 exons. Bases 83 to 889 code for a protein of 268 amino acids. Gene Ontology annotation, molecular function: NAD+ nucleosidase activity, cyclic ADP-ribose generating; phosphorus-oxygen lyase activity. Gene Ontology annotation, biological process: positive regulation of B cell proliferation. Gene Ontology annotation, cellular component: plasma membrane. The record is from RefSeq and is a predicted model, not a curated record. Lineage: Eukaryota; Metazoa; Chordata; Actinopteri; Perciformes; Nototheniidae.
GCUCGCAGUGUCUCAGUGAAAACAAACAACAUUCAUCAGGCAGCCAAACUUUCGUCUUGGGGUUGAACUGUAACAGCCUUUAAUGGAGCACAGAGAGUAUCGUCUUCCGGAGAAGAGACGCAGGAGCCGCUGUAUUAUUUUAAGUGUCGUCGCUCUCCUGCUCCUGCUUAUUAUCGUUGCCGUUGUGUUGGGACUCAGUCUGCGGCAGAAUACAGACAAUCUAAAACCCACAUUCAUUGCAAGGUGUCAGGAGUUCAAAGGGUACGACUGUGAAAAGAUGUGGGAUGUAUUUGAGCAAGCCUAUGUAGGCCGGGACCCUUGUGAUGUUCCCAUGGAAGCCUAUGACCCUUUCAUUGCCGCCGCCCCCUUGAAACCUGCCUGCAACAGAAUGAUGUUCUGGAGUAAAACCAAGGACCUUGUCCAUGACUUCACGGAGAAGAGAGAUUGUUACGUCACCGUGGAGGACUCUCUGCUGGGGUCUGUGCUGGACGGUAUCACCUGGUGUGGAAAGGAGGGCAGCAGUGAAACAUUCACUACCGGCUGCCCAGGGUGGACAGACUGUGUGAACAACACUGUUCGCUCAUUUUGGAACAGAGUCUCAACUGCUUUUGCAGAAGUUGCCUGUGGUGAUGUCACAGCAAUGCUAAACGGAUCCAUCGUCACACCAUUUCAUCCUGCAAGUAUUUUUGCGAGCAUCGAGGUGAAGAGGUUCGACUACCCCAGGGUGAAAAGCCUGAAUGUUGUUCUGGUCACACAGAACAAAACCGUGACCAACUGCACUAAUGCAUCUUUAAAGAAUUUACAGAAAGAGCUGGAUCAAGGGNGAAGUGUUGGACCAAAUUUGGUGCAGGCUUUGCUUCUAAAAAGGCAUUUGGCAUCUGGAAAAUGA